GCAGGCGCGGGGGCGGCGGGGGGCCGCAAGGCGAAGCGCGCCGGCGAGUCGCUCGACUACCUGCGGCUGUGCGCCGCCGUGCUGCGCUUCUGACGCGCCCGCCAUGAAGGAGCACCGCGUGCGCGCGCUCCGCGUCACCACCACGUCCAGCAUCAAGGGCAGCAGCGGCGUGGACGUGGAGGCGUGCGGCAGUCUCCAGCUGUUGCAACUGGAGCUGGAACUGCGCUGCACCAGAGACGGGGGCUGCUCCCGGGUGCCUCACCACACGCUGCAUCACGGCACCAGCACAGAUGAUGACCAGGACCAAGAUGCAGUGCUUCGGGAAUGUGCUGCAGCCAUCACUAUCGAGGACUUCUUCAGGAAGCCAGACCACGACGAGCUGUCCGCCAUCAAAGCACAGAAGGGCGUGUCGCUUCUGGGCAGAGCAGGAAUUCAGGAUGCCUACGAUCGUCUCUAUGACGCCCUUGUCGCAGGGGAAUCGUGCGCAGGCCAGCUGGCGCUGCAGCUGGCGGCGGUGGUGGGAGCCGGCGCCGGGGGCGGGUGCGGGGGUGGCGGGGGCGCGGCGCCGGCGGCGUGCGUGCCGCUGCUGGCGGCGGCGUGCCGGAGGCUGCUGCGGGACUCCGCGUUCCCGCUGGCGGCGGCCGUGGCGCGCGUUGCUGCCGCCGCCGUGUGCCGCCGCCCCUCUGAGGCGGCGCUGCUGCUGGCCGCCAGCGUCGGGCACCUCGACGACGCGGCCGACCUGACGCGCGAGCUGCUGCACGCCGGGGCGCCCGUCUGGGGUGGAGGUGGUCCAACAGAAGAGGAUUCAGAGGAUUCGACAUUUGCAGCCUUUCUGCGUGCUGUGAUGCGCCGCCGCCGUCUUGACAGUCGAGCACAGAAUACACUGCACUUGCUCAGUGAGGCCAUGGGGGAGCAGCCAGCGCGCAUGCACCGCACUGUCAUGCGCACGAUGUUUCGGCAUGCCAGAUGUGUUAAGGUGCUAGGCCCAGUCUUCCUACAGCUGAAGUCGCAAAUGAAGCGUUACUGGACACAGCCCCUGGAAUUGCGUUUCCUUUGCCGCAAAGCCAUCAGAGGUGCAGUCGGACCUCAGCGUCUUGCACAAGGUGGUGCAGCUCAGCUGGGGCUGCCACCACCCCUUCAGAAAUACGUUUGUUUUGAGUUGCAAUAGACCACGUGAUCAGUGGAGCAGGAAAUAAUUCUUGGUACAACUCUUUGAAACUCCAACAGCUUGUGUUUAUUAUUUUGAUGUGCACUUAUUCAUCUUGUGCUUCCGGCACUGAUCAUACUAGAAAAGUGCACACAAAUACUCCACAGCAGAACUCAUGAAUUUGAAUGUCAUAGUUGAAUGGCACAUUUGAGACCAUGCAUUCAGUUAUCCGUGUGACCAUUGUAACAACUUUCUCUUGAUCACAGAUGGAAAUGUGCCAAAGGCUACAAACGCUGAUGAAUGUUAAGUGACAGUAUUAUUAAUGUAUUGACUGAGCAUAAAUGUAUCACAAACAAGUAAGCAAGUGAGUUUGUAACAGGUGUCUUAUUCUUAGCACUGCACUCUUUUCAUGUAGUGAAAACUAUAUUCUGGGAAAGAAGAAUAUUUACGUCCAUGUUACCUGUAACUGGUCACAAUGUUUAAACAAAUUGCUCAGGAACUUUCUAAACUUACACAGGUUUCUUUUUUUCAUAAUUAAAAGGUGAUAUGAUCACCUAACUCCACUGUUAUUUGAAUCAGUAGUUAACGUCAGUACAACAAUCAGCACAUAUAUUGGUUUGUAAGAAUGCUUUGAUGCCUGUUUUAUUAACAUUACAAUUUGCUAAAUGUUUGUAAAGAUGAAGGAUGUUGCUUCAUUUAUAUCAGUUACAAAAUUGAUAUAAUUUUAUAUCAUUCUUGCUAGUUAAAACCCUUACCAAUACAGUAACCAUAUAAAGUGAAGGUAACAAUUCAUUUCCUAUUUAACCAAAUUAAUUAUUGAAGCGUCACAGCAAAACACAAUUUUACAGUCAGUUGUCUUUGCUUGGUUCAAAUGGCUCUGAGCACUAUGGGACUUAACAGUUGUCUUUGCUCCCACAAAUACAGUGUUCUAGUACAACAAAGGAUUUAACAAUGUCCCCAUUGUAUAUACAUCAGAUGCUGCUGAAAAGUAACUAUCCAGCAGCCUUCAGAAGUUAUUAUUCUAAUACAUUUAAUAUCCAGAGACUGCUAUAUUACUCUUUGACUGAAAAAUUUCUUUUUUCCUUCUGCUUCAUUAUUCACUGUAGUAGUAAAUGUAUAUAUUUUCAUAUCUAUCAACUCAUUCAUCACAUAUUGUUAUGACAUGAUUUUAACUUCCUUUGAUCAGGUAAUGCACUGCUGCCUGUGCCUUGUAAAUUAAACACCAUUAAGAAUAUCUGAACACCAAUGUGUGAAAGCAAUAACUUUUUUAAUGUGAGUGCAUCAGUUAUUACAGCAUUUUCACUUGGAAAUGCACUUGUAAAAAUUUUGUAGGUAUUGCCUUUAGAUGACACAAGUGCCCUUCAAUAUUCAGAGACCACCAAAAAAUAUUACUUUAAUACACUAACUUCUCACAUUUUUAACUACACUUGAUCUUACAGAGCUACAGGAAGUUUGCAUUUCAAACCUCUUGUUGUCUUUCAUUAAUAAAAAGCAAAGAAAACUGGAUCUGCUAAUAUAUUUUGAAUUGCAGUAUUGCAUUGUACUCCUACUUCCACAUGAUAACACACAUACACAUUAACAUAAAUUUUAAAAUUGCUCUCCAUAUAAAUUAUAAUCAGUGUGGCAAAUACUGCUCAUAUCAUUUUCAGUGGAUUUUUAUAUGCACAGCUGUUCUAACAAAUGUCAUGGAUAAUUUAACAAUGACAAGCCUUCAUAUUUUUAUGCAGUCAGUUUACUGUUACAAGAAUACAGUCCUUCAAGAUUUAAGUGCCAUUCUUAUUCCUCUAAUCACAUUGUUACAUUUAUAUCUCAGGACAUAUAGUGAUAACAAGUAGUGACAACUGAACAAAAAUACUCACACCUGGAUGUUAUAUGAUGCCUCUGUUUACUCUAUUCAUUAUAGAAGAUUUUUUCCUUACACAUAUUUUAAACAGAAAAAUCACUCGAAUGGUAAAUCUUAAACAGGACCAUUAAGCAUCACUUUCUUUUACUGGUAUCAGUUUAGUUCAUUAUUCUGCUACACAGAUACUUUGCAUUAUAUCAUGCAGUAUUUUGCAACAAAUGUGUUUGUUAAAAAAUACAGUGGUAACCUUUUUCCUUCGAGAUUAUAUAUAUUAAAGAAAAGGAUGCUGGAUUCUUCUUAUCAUCCAUAAACGUUUCAUUUAAAUUUUAUUUAUAUUAUAAUGAGCCCCAUUCACAUCUACUAAGAUAUUUCCUUAAUACACAUAAAAGCCAUUGUCCAUAUAGCAUAGCCUAGGACCUACUACUUUACAGCUGAAUGUAUGUGCAGUAUUUGUGUGCACUUUUCUCCAGCAAUGUCACACAUAUCAAUUAAUGAUGUCUGCAACAAUGCAUUUGAACCAGUAAAUUAUUGGACAGACACUAUUCAUUUGUGUAACUGCACUACAGUUAAACACGUUUUUCAGCAUGAAAAUUGGUAAUAAAAUAUACCAAAAUUCUGUGAUCUGUAGCCAGAACCGUGGAGAGCUACGAGGAUAAUUUUUUAUCCAUGUAGAAACAAUGCCUUCAUACAGAACUGUGAAACAAAAGUGUAAACUAGAGAUGUCUUGAUAAACUGUGAUGUUUAUGUGUUUAGUAGGUUAUUCUAGUUGUAUAGUUUGUAAUAUAAGCUAGAACAGUGUUUGAUAAAGUGUGAACUGACUCUGAACAAUUUUACAACUAGGACAUUAAUCACAGCUUAUGUGAUGUAGGAGAACAGUCGUUUUGUACCAUAACCCCAAGAUAUAUGAGUAAAAGUAGUGACAAUUGUAAAUAUUAGAGUCUGAUCACAUGUGAAGAGGCUUUCAUAAGUGUUAGUUUGCAUCUAUGCACAGUGUGUGUGUGCAUGUGUGUGUGUGUGUGUGUGUGUGUGUGUGUGUGAAGGGUAUUUGAAUGAACCCAAGAGCAAAUUACACAUCAAGUGUACUAGCUCUUGCAAGUGAGUAUGUAGAGUCAUGGGCACAUGAAUGACUUAUAAAUGGUUUUACUCUUGAAGUAGAUAUGGUUACACUGAGAUAAGGAAUACCAUAAACAGCUGAUAUUUCAGUACAGUAAAACUACAAUAAUCCAAAAUAACUGGGACCAAAGCCACAACAGGUGGCGUAGUUUCCAUCUCAUUAAUGUUUUGAAUUGGAAGUAUUAGUGUAUCUUUCAGUACCAUAUCUGUCAAGAAAGUACCAAUAUUUAUCAUUAAUAAUAUGUUAUUUCUUACUUUGUGUUCAUCAUUCACUUAAAAUUAAUAAUUACAUUUUGCCAUUGAUUUAGAUACUUUCUUUCAUUCGGACAAGACAUCUCAAAUUUUGGAUUAGUGAUGUAAUACUGUAUUUACACUAAAACUAUUUUCUUGUUUUGCUUAAGUGUAUGAAACAUAUUUUAUCAGUACUCACUGCCACAGUAUUAGUUUUACAGAGAAAUGUCUUAUAUAUUUUUCCUGACAAGAUUUCAGGGAUAUUGCUUUGUUUCUACCUGGCUAUGUUACACUGCCAGCUUCCUGAAGAUGUCACCACAGGUGUGUGAACAAUUGGGAAGUGUUGAAUUUUCUGCUUUAAUACGUAGAUUGUAGAAUACCGCAUGUACAGAUCUUAUAACUGCGAACAAUAAGUGUUCCUCAUUGUUUAAUACACCACAACAUUUGACAUGUAUGGUUAAAAUAUUAGCUGAGAAGUAAAACUGGAUUCCUGUUUGAUGCAUAUGAUGCAAAGCAGGACAGCACAUUUGCCCUUAAAUAUUUCAAUUUGUCUUAUUUGUAAAUUUUAUACUAGCUGAAUAAUGAACUCAGAUGAAAAUAAGUAUUGUGUUAUUCAUCAUUUUGGCACAGUUAUUACUUUUCAGUUUAAUUGCAGCAUCAUUAUAUGACACUGGCACAUUAUUUAAAAUAACUACUUAUUUGAUCACUGAGUUACAUGUGGCAGCACAGUCAACUGGUCUGAAUACAUAUUCUGAAUAUAUAGAUAAAAAGUGACAGCCACAUUACCUAAAUACAGGCCAAAAUUUCACACGUGGUUUAAUAGAAAAGAAGUAACUUCUUAUGAUUAUUUUCUUGUCAUAGAUGAAUAAUAUACAGAGCUUCCAGGUGAUGUUAUUGCAUGUUUUCCUAAUAGAAUAUGCAACUGGUAGGAAGUAGAAAAUUAUUAAUCAAAAUUCUAACCUUAAAAGAAAGGCUGAAAUAAGACAGUCGUGUAAUCCCAAUUAGUGUUUCUUCACUCAUGUCUCUUUCUGAAGCUGCAUUUUCUUAGUUUGUGGUGUUCAGAUAUUUGUAUUAAUAGUCAGUGUUUGUUGUAGGAGUAUAUUCUGUAAGCUCCAGAUGCAAAGGCUGUGAAGUCAAUUUUAAAAUUAAAAUGUGUUCAUGAACUUCACGUAUCUGCAUUAUUUCUUUAGACAACAAUGAAUAUAGUUGCUUGUUUUACUGUUUUCUAUGUUUUGAAAAAAGAGGUAUUCGCACUACAAAAAGAGCAAACAAAUAAAAAGUUUGACCUGCCAGAAUACUAUAAUGAGACAAAUUUUUAGUGUAAAUUUCCACUUGUAGUUUACAGAUGUCUCAUUUCUCCAAACAACAAAUAUAUCUAAAUACUCAGAAAUUAAUAGUAAAUUUGUAUUCUAAGUUUACCAGGGUACUACUUUUAAUAAGAGAAUUGAACAAUCAUAAGAAGUAGUCAUUAUAACAGCUGUAUUACUCCACAGUAUGUAGGCUACAGCCAUUGCCUUUUCAUAAUAUUAUACAUUCCCUACUAGUGGCCUAAGAAUUUGCAAUCAGCAUUAUUCUAUUUAGAAAAUGCUCCCACUGCCAAGAUGCCUAAUCCUUAACUAGGAUGUUGAAAGCAAUUAAAAACUAGCUGAAAAUAUAGGAAUUAAUUUUGAAAAAGUAUUUUGUAUCAAUAAUGUGACUGUGUUUAUAGAUGUACUCAAUCAAUUGUGUACUUGAGUGAUAUGUUCUAUAAUACCAUUUUGCCUUUAAAUAUAUUGUUGUAAAAUACUCUUUCAGUCAACAAUAAUGUUUGUAGUGUAAAAAAUAAUUGAGCUUCUGCUGAUUUCCAAAUUCAUUUAUAAAUUUUUCAGAAGAUUAUUUCAAGCUAAAAUAAGGCAAUUGAUUUAUGUUUAACUAUUUUGUACAUUAGUGUAAAACAAAGUUAGUUUGACUGGGUGAUAAGUGGUUUUUCAGAUUGUUUUUGAUAAAACACUGCCCCAUAUCCAGUCAUUAGGCUCAUGAUAUGAGUGAUAGAUGAUACAAAUCACAUAUACACCCAACAUGUUUGAGUAACUUUCAUAAUGUUCCUAAUACAGUGAUACACUGCCACUUAUUUUGGUUAUGUCAGUAGCAUGCUAGUUAUUAUUUCUUCCAUUUAUCUGUGUUACUUCUACAAUUAAUUUGUCUUAGAAAUAUAGCUGUCAGCAUUUUACACGAUUUAAAGGAAUAAAUCAGUACAAGUGCAAAAGUUAAGAAUUUUUAACUAGUUUACUGUUUAUAUAUAAAUAUAGUCAUGACUUUUUCUGAGCCUUUUAAAUGGCUACUAGAUAAGCUACAUUUUUCUUGCCAAAUAUUUGUAGAAAGAAUUUGCUCUGAUGAAAAAAAUAAAUGUAAUUUACUAAAAAUAA
Molecule: messenger RNA, 6739 nt
Organism: Schistocerca gregaria
Lineage: Eukaryota; Metazoa; Arthropoda; Insecta; Orthoptera; Acrididae
Exons: 7
Coding region: 104-1168 (354 amino acids)
Source: RefSeq, a predicted model, not a curated record